GCCCAAGUUUUAACAUUUAAGUUUAUAAUGGAUAUCAGGCUUCAACAACCAAAUUCAUCAUACAGAGGAUCCCAAACUGUGGCCUACGCCAAAACAUGUGAACACAUUGCUGGUAACUUUCUUGGGGUCUGAAAAUAUAAAGACAGUAACAGAUCUUAAGUCAUUACUGCUUUCCACCACAGCCAGUGUGUGCCAAUAGGUGGCGAUAGCGUGUCAUAUGGCGUUAAAAUCUCACAUCGAAGAAGAAUAAACGUUUUCAUGGCGGAACCGAACACGACGGCUGACUGUCAUAAUAAUCAGCAUGAAUUCAGUGAUUUAAUGACUAUGUAAUAACCAUAAGGUGCUAUUUGGACGAAAAAGAAAAUAGAAGUGUUAUAAGUAAGAUAUCAAAAUGAAUUCAGAUCACCAAAUUUGUCUAAUACGAAGUGAAGAGGAAGCCCAUAUUAUUGAGAUUGCGCUAAGAACAGCUGUUCUUAGCGUAGUAGAAGUGAUAAAUGACAUAAACAGAAGCCGAUUUCAGGACUAUCAAAGGAAAGUUACAGAAAAGGAAAAAGAGAACGCACAACUCAAAGCGGAGGUCGAUAAAGCAGAGAAAGAACUCGCGUUUCUACGCCAGCUUGUGGGGUUUCAGCAACAACAAAGUGGUGAAGGAAGUGUGAGGUGCAAUUCAAGCACUGACACACAUGUGCCAGACAGUAGAUGGAGCGUGGAGAUUGAAGAUGGAACUGUGAAUGAAGCCUUGUCAACACCCCAAAGCUGUGUAGAACAGUCCAAAAAUAUAAGUAGAAAGCCAUUAAGUGCAGCUGAAAAGCAAAGGCGCUACCGAGCCCGUCGAGAUACAAAUCCCGAGAGAAGGGCAAAAUACCUAGAAUACGAGAGGAGGAAAUGGAAAAGAGACAGGGAGCUGGGGAAGAAGAAACUCGUGCAUGAGUGCAACGUGAGCGAGCAGAUGGCAAUAAGAAGUAGAUGGAAAUUAGCCAAAGCAAAGAGCAGGGCAGCAAAAGAUGCGACUGCCAUCCUCUCACCACCGCCAGUGAGCCCAGAAUAUCAACAGCUACAUCAACACGAAGCAGAUCAUAGUAUUGACAACCAGUUUGAAUGUCUGAGUGAGGAGACAUCUGCAGUACUGCAAGACUCUGCUACAGGUUCUUCUGGACAUCAUGGACCUGUGUUCACGCUAUCAGGGUUCUCAGAAAACCACACAGACAUGAUGAAUUGCCCUGUGGUAAAAGAGGAGCCUCCUAAUACAGACACGGUUUACAUCAAGUUUGAGGUGAAGGAGGAGAACGUGUGCACGGACCAAGAGGGCAGUUCUACCUCGUGUGUUCUGGAGAGAGAGCCCCAAGAAAAAUCCCGCAUCACCCACUUCAGAGACGGUGCGUUUGGAACCAGAAGUAGACUUACUUACCGCAAUGCUCGACUGACAGAAGACAGAAGACUGCCCUCAGUCUCAAGGGUUAAAAAGAGGAUUGAUGACCGUGAGAGACAGCGGCGUUACAGGGAGAGGAUUCGUUCUGACCCGGAGAAGCUCCAAGCCUACUUGGAGAAAGACAGACGCAGAUACCAGAAGAAGAGGAAGCUGAUCCGUGAGCUUCCCGAACAGAUCCAGAAGCAGAAGAGAGCCAUGUGGAGAGAGGCCGCCCGGAGAUGCAGAGCCAGGAAAAAAAACACCCCCCAUGUGCAGUGGACAGAGCCUCUCUGACCGGUGUGGACUCCGCAGUCAGACAGGGCGUGACACAUGACAAAAAACAAAGACUCUCUUGAUUAUUAGGUGCAUUGAGCCGUGACUACACGGCACACUCUACACAGUAUUGAAUACGCAGUAAAGAACAUUUCCUCAAUUGAAAGUCCCCAGAUCUUGUUGAUAACAUGUUGAUCACUUGAUUGUGGUGCCACUUUUUUGGUUGUUCUGAAGAAAAAAGACAGUUUGUGCUACUCUGGGGCUAAUUGUUUCAGUGAAUUUUUGACAGGUCUCAAGCAGUUGUGUUUCCUAGGCACACAGUGAACUGUAUGAAUACUGCAGUCUACUCACUCAUGAGUUUUGUGAAGGCAGGGUGCAGUCAAGAAAUUUGUGACAGUUGAAAGCCCACUAAUCUUGUUUGUUGUAAAUAUAUGUUGGUACUGUAACAUAAAUCUGGUUACGUUUUUAAUGGUUCUGAUAAUACAUCUAGAGAAUAUAGGGCUGUCAGUAAGACAGUUUGUUUAAAUGAUUAUGCACUGAACAGUUAAAGAGUUUUACCACUGUAGGGUGGGUGGAUUCAAAGUGUCUAUAUAGCCAUUUUCUUUCCUUUCAUUAUGCCAUGUUGCAUGGAUGUAACACCUUUUUUUUAAGAUGCCAAACAGUUGUUUCUGAUGGAUUAAGGUUGCCUUUUUAAAUACAAAUCCACACUAUGUACAUAAUGGAUGACCUGCCUAAUUGACAAACUGAAAAGAAAACACAUUCAAUUGUA
This is a messenger RNA of Alosa alosa (allis shad), 2450 nucleotides long. RefSeq names its product trichohyalin-like. The transcript is spliced from 6 exons. Lineage: Eukaryota; Metazoa; Chordata; Actinopteri; Clupeiformes; Clupeidae. The record is from RefSeq and is a predicted model, not a curated record. The coding region runs from base 392 to 1702 and encodes 436 amino acids.